Molecule: messenger RNA, 3318 nt
Organism: Recurvomyces mirabilis
Lineage: Eukaryota; Fungi; Ascomycota; Dothideomycetes; Mycosphaerellales; Teratosphaeriaceae
Gene: EST2
Product: Telomerase reverse transcriptase
Exons: 4
Coding region: 1-3318 (1105 amino acids)
Biological process (GO): telomere maintenance via telomerase
Cellular component (GO): telomerase catalytic core complex
Molecular function (GO): telomeric repeat DNA binding; telomerase RNA binding
Source: RefSeq, a predicted model, not a curated record
AUGAAGCGCAAGCGGAAGAACACUGAGAUCGUCUCGUCGAACAAGCGUGUCCGUGGUACCAGGCCACCCCCGACAGUUGCCUUGCUCUCCCAGUACUACAGUCGCGUCUUAACGCUCCGGGAGUAUCUCUGCUCGCAGCUACCAGGCUCGAAGAGGCGAGCUCGCAUUGUAGCACAGUAUGGACGGAAUGACCAAAAGCUCACUCGCCAUGACAAUGCCGACCAUGAUGCUGAAAUUACGGUACUGCUAGACACAACACUAGUAGGCACUUCUGUCCAAGCGAAAGCCAUCGAAGAUGUGGGCAGAGAGAUCGCCACAUAUACACAGCAGAUCAGUGAAGACUCUACCAUUGAAAUUAGCCCGACUCAGGGCGCUCUCAAACAAGCAGAGAUCGUCAGCUUUGUCGUCUGGAAGCUGUUCAAUCGAUCAAGCAACCACAGCCGUGUCACUCAUCUCUUAUGCCGUGGCUACCAGCGUUCAACCACUGCUAGCGAUGGGGUCAUCUUAAGAGCGGUGCCUAGCGUUCCUGGCGUCAUGUCCAACGGCCAAAGUACUUAUGCUGAGUCUGUACGGCAACAUCCCUGGACUGGACUGCCGGCCCUUUUGGGACGAAAGGCUGAGAGAAUCAUCAGUAAUAUGCUGAUGGAGUGUGGUAUCUUCCUACUUGUAGGGGACACCAGCAAUGCACGUCAGAUAAGCGGCAUCCCCAUGAGCGAAUUGAAAGUCCUGCGAUCCGGACCCACAGCACCUCCUGAAGACCACGGAGACCAGGCUCAAGCGAAGAGCAAUGUUCGUCCAGGAAGCCGUGGACUGUCAGAAAUCAAAUUCGUGCGACAUCGGAUGUUCUACGCCAGGCCAUCCAUGACUUCGAAAGGCCAGACUCGGCCAGGACUAUCUCAUGUACAUGCGCUCCAUUGUAUGCGUGACUUCAACAGCCAUGCAGAAACUGUCCAUUGCAUGAAGUAUAUCUUUCCGAGGCAGUUCGGUCUACACAAUGUCUUCACCUCCGACACCGACCAUACCGAUACUGCUCAGCCUUUCAAGGACUAUACGCUGCGAGAAAAGGAGAUCGCAGCAGUACGGGCGCAGGCUAAGCGCAGAGGUUACUACAACGUCAAUGAGAAUCGAAGUACGAAGAUAGACGCACUCCCGAAGCGACUCAGGGGUCAACCAUUCGAGCUGGUACGCAGACUUCGUGGGAGAUUCGCCAGAUGUCCUUUCGACGCUCUGCUUGAACACCAUUGUCCUAGACGAGAUGUUAUUGAUACAAGUCCUGGCACAACUGACUGUGCGUCCCCUGUUGGACAAGUCUCGUCCUACUGUCGGGCAGUUAUCCAAAAAGUCUUCCCUAGCGAGCUUUGGGGUAGCGGUACAGCGGGACGAGCCAACCAAAUAUCUAUCAUGGGAAGCAUCGACAGAUUCAUACGACUUCGGCGCUACGAAAGUGUGAGCCUGCACGAUGUACUUCAAGGCGUCACGAUACUCGACAUCGACUGGCUUGAGCCUCCGAAAAUCAGUUCAGAGCUCAACAUUAGUGCGACCGAUUUCGACAAACGACGAGAGCUGCUAUGUGAGUUCAUGUACUACAUGUUCGACUCCUUCCUAAUACCUCUGAUCCGCAAUACCUUCCACGUCACGGAAUCUGGCGCACAUCGGAACCAACUGUUCUACUUCCGUCACGACACAUGGAAGGCCAUUUCGGCGCCUGCACUCACGUGCUUGAAAGCCAACAUGAUGGAGGUGUGCGGCCCGGCUACAAUCAAAGGUAUGUUAGCUCAGAGAUCGCUUGGAGUCAGCCAGAUCCGCCUGAUGCCCAAGGAGAAGGGCAUGCGUCCAAUAAUCAACCUACGUCGACGGGUGCAACGACUACAACGGGGCGAGGUCGUACUGGGACGGAGCAUUAACAGUCUUUUGACGCCGAUGUUCAGUGCUCUAAACUUCGAAAAGGCCCAGCGACCUGAUCUGCUCGGCUCGGCUCUCUUCUCGACUGAUGACAUCUUCCCACGCCUACAGGGUUUCCGAGAACGGAUUCGCACGCAGAGUGGUUGCGGGAUCCCACUGUACUUUGCCAAGGUUGAUGUGCAGUCGUGCUUCGACACUAUACCACAAGCUCGCCUCAUGGCUCUCGUUCGAUCAAUCAUCGGCGAGGACGGCUAUAGUAUAGCCAAAUACGCUCGGGCGAAGAUGCUAGGAGGACAAAACACCGAAACACCAGGUUUCGGCGCGCGUCCGUCGUGGAGGUUCUUGACCAAGGCAAGCACUUCAGACACGGCACAUGACCUCGCCAUUGAGUCAGCGGCUGAUGCCGCAAGUGGUCGCACGAGGACGGUCUUUGUUGAUGGUAUGGUACAGAGGCGCGAGAGUCGCAAAGCCAUACUAGAUACUCUCGAGGAACACGUCCAGGCCAAUCUGAUCCGAAUUGGAAAGCGAUACUAUCGACAGAAAGAGGGGAUUGCCCAGGGAUCUAUUGUCUCAAGUUUGCUUUGCAGCUACCUCUACGCAGAUCUGGAGCGGACGGCUUUGGGCUUCCUGAACGACGGCCAGACCCUGCUACUACGUCUGAUUGACGACUUCCUGGUUAUAAGCACUGAUAAAAAGAUUGCCGACCGUUUCUUGCAUGUCAUGCUUGCUGGUCUACCGGAUUAUGGCGUCCAAGUAAAAGCUGAGAAGACUCGAGCGAACUUUGACUUUCGUGCUCGUGAUGGAGAUAUCGCUAGGCUUCCUGCACAGAGCGACUUCCCGUAUUGUGGUAACGCUAUCAAUACUGUCACAUUGGACAUUCGUAAGGAUCGAGAACGGCGACUGAAGAGUAAUAUGGCUGACUCGGUCACGGUCGAGUACACUAAUCUGCCCGGACAAGCAUUCUAUCGCAAGAUCCUCAAUGCCUUGAAGCUGCACAUGCAUGCUAUGCUGUUAUCGACCAAGUACAACAGCCUGGCAACCGUGUAUGGGAAUAUCUAUCAUGGUUUCCUUGAGGUUGCACAGAAGUGCUAUCAUUAUAUUAGAUCAUUACAGACGACUAAGCAGCCUGGUGAGAAGUUGCUUAUUAAAACUAUAGACGACACGAUCAAGCUGGCCUGCGUUUUGAUGAAGCAUCGCAAGACUACUGGCAAAGAUGCCAUGCCAUACGAGUGCUCGGUCACCCAUGCGCAGACAAGAUGGCUCGGAUGUACAGCUGUUACGAGCGUAUUUCAACGACGCCAGAGCAAGUUCUCCGGGGUGUUGAAGUGGUUAAGGAGACAGCUAGAGUUGUCGGAUGUCAAAUUGCAGAGGAGAAUGCUGGAGAGGGUCGUGAAGCACUAUGAGGCGGCGAUAUGA